Molecule: messenger RNA, 5745 nt
Organism: Ceraceosorus guamensis
Lineage: Eukaryota; Fungi; Basidiomycota; Exobasidiomycetes; Ceraceosorales; Ceraceosoraceae
Exons: 5
Coding region: 1-5745 (1914 amino acids)
Biological process (GO): protein phosphorylation
Molecular function (GO): protein kinase activity; ATP binding
Source: RefSeq, a predicted model, not a curated record
AUGCCUCGCACGCCACCUGAGGCAAACAAUCACAAUCACAACAACAACAACUCUAGACCCGGACCUCGACCGCUCGCAAACAGACAGAAAGACGCGAGUGCGAGCUCUGCCAAUCUCUCGCCAAUGCAGACAUCCGACACCAAAGGCGGCUCUGCAUCUUCAUCCUUUGCAUCCGGCUCCGCCAGCAAAUUGCCAGCGGCUGGUGUUGGUUCGCGCGUGGGACCUCGACCUGUACCCAAGGAUAGCUCAUCUUUGAGGCACAUCUCUUUCAAAAGUCGACUCGCAUCUAUACCUGCUGAAGAGCGCAGCAGCAGUCCAAAUGCGUCCGAUCGACCAGUCGCCGCUGCGAUAGCUGCACGGCCACACUCUUCGGCCUUGGCCCACGAGGGCGACGAUUUCGUAGUGGACGACGAGGAUGAGGAUGGCGUGGAGUUGGGCGAAGAUUCUUCCAGAGGUCAUGUUGGUGCAGCAGGAGGAAGUUCGAAUGCUAGCAACGGCUCAAGAGACGUGUACGGAGAUAUCGAUGCGGCACGAAGAGCUAGAUCGGAUCGAGCUAGGAGGCGCGCUGCUCGGCGUGUGCGCGCCAGACCACAUCGUUCAGACAGAGGCAUAUUGAGCGCUUCUAGCAGCUCGGACUCAUACGAGAGCAGCGAAGAUUCCGAAAGCUUAGAUUAUGCGCAAGCAUUGGCUCACUGGAAGUGGAAGAUGCGUCUAGAUCCAGAGGCGGCCGUGUACGCACCCGAAGCAGCACGCGAAGGUGUCGACAAGAUUGGGGUGGACGGACCCACAGAGGGCACACCGGCAACGGCUGCAGUGUUCGAGCAGCAAAAGAGGAGAUCGGGAUACCCGGUGCCAAGACGUGCUCCUUGGCACGCUCGCGGGCCAGAAGUGCCCGCAGGCGGUUUGCUCACGCCAGGACCUCAAUGGCCAGACCAAGUCAACACACCACUGGGAACACCGCCCGAUCUCCAUUCUCCUGCUGCCAUCGAACCGCGGGUCCGGCUGGAAUGGCAGACCAUGCUGGAAUCUGUGCUCGCUUCUGACGUUUUGCGCAGCGAGACGAAACGCAUCACAUCGGCCGACGUCAAGGUCCACACUCGGCAGGAGCAGAUGUACAUGCGAUGGCUCGACAUUCAUGCUAGUCUCCGCGGCAGGGGAUACUACGCAGGAGCGGUAGAAGCGGAAGAGAAGCGCCUCAGAGCUGGCUGGAAGGAGGUCGUCACGGCUUUGAUACGCGACGUUCGGGAAUACAGGGAGCCUUCGCAAAUCAGCGAAGCGGAAGAGAACAAGGAUGCUGAUCUCAGUCAGGCGACUUCAGUCGACAACGCGAGCGUCGCGACUUUUGGGGCUGACAGCCACGACGCAAGAGCAUCAGCGCGCGGCAGUGCAAGCGCUAGCGACACGCAGGAGAAAGUGUACGCCGAGAUCAAGGACCUACUGAUCCGCGUCGAUAGCGCAGAAGAGCAAUUUCCGUCGAGACACAAAAUGGUUGAAGAGAUGCCGGAAUGGGGCGCUUCUGAUGUUCAGGGAAAACUCGCUUCGUUGUAUUCAUGGUACAACAUCUGGAACGGCAUCGAAGACCAGGUGGCCACUUUGCAGAGGUGGACAAACACGGAGGAUUUGUCGCUGGAAGAGCCGCGGGACUCCACGCGCUACCCUGUGCGAGAAAGCGCAGAGCAAGCAGCUAAGCCGGAUCAAGGAGCGAGCAAGAAGCUCGGCUUUGCGAGCGAUAUGGUGGUGGAGCUUGGUCCCCAAAACCUGCUCGAAAGGCUCGUCAAGGAGGACACAUUGCAGGCCACAUUUGAAAAGCGAACACUUGCACAGCUCAACGUCUUCGUCGUCAAAGCUCGGCGCUCCAUCCUGGACAACAGCGCUACCUUUGGCCGCCUCAGAUUGCCUUCGUUCGAGCCGAUGCUCUUGAGACUCAUCAACUUUCCGACGCGGCUUGUGUACAGCGCGUUGCGUCUGCGUCUCGUCAACGGCUACAAAAUCCGCGAGCCUUCUAUCCUCAUCGUCGACUCGAUGAUCGACGACAUUCGCGCCGGCCUCGCGCUCGGUUGCCGUGUCAAGCUGCAAUACGGCGCCGUAGCGGAAGCUGAGCCGCAGCGAGGAUGGAACCCACCAUCGUGCAUCGCGGAAGGCUACGAUGCGCUGAUGAGAGAAGCGCUCAGGUUCUUCUUUAGACUUUUGAACAUCAAACUGCGCGGCUCCGUCUUCUUCAAAGAAACGGAGAUCUUGGAACCCGAAUGGGUUUUCCUGAGCAAUGCGUCUGAGGUGAUCGAGCAAGGAGACAUUGUCGUCGCCAGGAGUGUGAUCCGGGUCGUCAACAAGCUCUUUGCACGAGUCGUGACGUACAUUGAGCGCGAGCUAGCGGCACCCAGUCUCACAAGAGGCGCAAGGAUUGGUGCGCCCACGGACGUGAUAGGCGGAUUGGCGUCGGGUCACAACCCGCGGGGCCCAGCCACGGCUGGAGCACCCACCCGAGGCAAGGUGCUGAUGACGCUAGAAGAAAAGGUCAAAUGGAUUCAUCUUGUUUUCGACAAUGUGCGCGUUCGAUCGCGUAAAUUGCUCGGAUUUGCUCGUGACAUCCGCAACAGGCUCGACAACGCAGCCGAGUACGAUCUCAACAGCCUGCAAUCUCCAUUAGAGGGAGCUUCUGGCGACGAGGCCCACCACAGCGAUGCCAGAUCGGCCCAGUCUGGCAACGGUACGGGACAUGGCAUGGAUCUCAACACUUUUAUGCAGACCUUGAUCAAUGCCGAUUACUUCUUGGUUCUGACAGGAACAUUCGAGGCUUCGGGCAUCUACGUCAUCGCGGAGCCCAGCUUGCACGAUAAGCCUGAGCUUAUCCGGGAGCUGUUCAAUCGCUGCAUGCGCUACGGAGGCUCUUCAAAGGGACCAAAUGCUUUGAAUGUAGACGGGGUGACGGCAGCUGCAGCCAACAUGCAUCCCUUAGACAAGACACACGAGGACGAAGAAGGCUCAGACAUUGGCGGAGGUGAUGCAGCAUCGCGAGCAGACGACGCUGAGCUUUCGCAGCCACCACGCUACCUCUUGCUGAUGAGUCCUCGAGAUGGCUUCAUGUGGACCGGACGAAUCAUGUCGCUCGACUUGCCACCGCUUGGGGUGGACCUGCAGGAGAGGCGCCUGCGCCUGAUUGCUGAUGGUCCCAAGAUCAGGCUCACCAUGUGUAAAGCGCACCUUUACGGUGUGUUUCAAGCUGCCUCUCUGUUCCAACAGCAGCAAGCCAAUGUGGCUUCUUCGUCUUCCGCGACUGGCGUGCCAAACGUCAAGACGCACGCCCAGGAGAAGGAGUCCGGCAGUCCACAACAAUUGCAGCCCUCUCCAUUCCCGCUCGAGGUCAUUCACGAACACAUGGCUCAUAUGUCUGCAGUCCAGACGGAGCUCAGAAGGGUGAAUAAAGGCGUCUAUAUGCUGUCCGACACAGUCAUCCGAGCGGUUCCGGCUCUCCGGAGAAGCCUACGACAUCGCAAUCGGCCCAAUGCGGCAUCCCAGGCUACGCAACAAGACGCCGCUGGCAACCGCGCAGGACUGACCGGACCGGCUUCCAGCGACGACUUGAUCCAGAAUUGCUUCGGCAUGGCGGCGGAACAAGGCUUCCGUGCGCUCCCUUUCAUCGAGUCUGACAGGCUGCGGGGGCAGAUUAUGCUGGCGCUCGCGCGCCUCUCCAUCGACUGGGUGGCUUUCAUUUGCGACGAUUGCAUACCGGGUGACCGCAAGACCUUCAAGUGGGCUGUCGCUGCUCUCGAGAACGCGAUGCAGGUGACGCGAAACGAAAACAUCUUCAGACUCAGCGAGGAAGACUUUGGACUAAUGAGAACAAAGGUGGCGAGCUGCAUGGCUCUCUUGAUCUCACAAUUCGACAUUCUUGGCGCUCGAAGCAGUGUAGCCAAGGCGAAAGAGGAACAAGAGAGACUUGAUCGUGAGCGUGCCGAGCGCGAACGUCUGCGUCAUGCAGAGUCGUCGGUUGUCUCGGCGUUGCGCGCGAACCCUGCGCUGAAGGACGGAGCCUCUGCUGCCGCUGCAUUAGAUGCCUCCCAUAAGGCAGAGGCCGCCAAGCUUGUAGCGGAUACGGGUGGCGUAGGAGCCCCGCCCAUGCUCAAUCGUCACGACAGUGGCAUGCAGGCGACCGAGGAAAGAUGGAUGGCGAAGGUGCUCGAGUGGGAGGCCGCUCGUCAGGAGACCGAAACGGAGCAACGCCUCAUAGGGCGUGUCCUCGAUGAAACUAUACCAGAAGAUCGAGGCCUUCAGUUCCUGGCUCAAAACAGCAGCAAGUAUCAGAUUCGAUGGCAGCAAGGGCGUUUCAUUGGUGCUGGUACCUUUGGGACCGUGUACUCUGCUGUCAACCUAGACUCCGGAAACCUGAUGGCAGUGAAGGAGAUACGGUUCCAAGACAUCUCUCAAAAUCCGUCUCUAUACCGCCAGAUCAAGGACGAGAUGAGCGUCAUGGAGAUGCUCAGUCAUCCAAACAUCGUAGAGUAUUACGGCAUCGAAGUGCAUCGAGACAAGGUCUUCAUUUUUGAGGAAUACUGUCAAGGAGGUAGCUUGGCUCAGCUACUGGAGCACGGCCGAAUCGAAGACGAAGCUGUCGUGCAAGUGUACACGUUGCAGCUCCUGGAUGGAUUGGUCUACCUGCAUUCUAAAGGAGUUGUGCAUCGCGACAUCAAGCCAGACAAUAUUCUGUUGGAUCACGUGGGCGUGAUCAAAUUUGUCGACUUCGGCGCGGCCAAAGUUCUUGCCAAGAACUCCAAGACUAUGCAGCGCAGCCGUCGCCCCGGUGCCGUGGGUCCAGGCGCCAUCAAACAGCAAAGCAAGGGCGCCCCGGGGGGCAUGGGAAGCUUACAAGGCACGCCGAUGUAUAUGUCGCCUGAGGUCAUCAAGGGCGAGACUCGGGGCAGACGAGGUGCUAUGGACGUGUGGAGUCUUGGAUGUGUCGUUUUGGAAUUCGCUACGGGUCGCAGGCCAUGGAGUCAGCUCGAUAAUGAGUGGGCAAUCAUGUUCCACAUUGGCAUGGCGCAGCAGCAUCCUCCUUUGCCCGACCCCGGUCAGCUCAGCGAGGUGGGCAUCGACUUUAUACGCCAGUGCUUAACCAUCGACCCAUACGACAGACCAUCAGCGAGCGAGAUGCGCGAGCACCCUUGGAUCAAGGGUCUCACCGAUGACCUUCGCCGGGCUGACGAAGAAGAGAGAGCAGCGGCUGCAGCUGCUGGGGCUGACUAUCAGCGCUUGAGCGUUGACGGCGAUGAUAGCGCUGCUGGUGUGGCGGCCAUGGCCGCCACACCCGGCACUCGCUCCGUGAACGGCUUCAAUUUUGGGGAGCGCCAGUCCUCUCAAACGCCGGGCUUGGCGAGCAUCAGAUCAGGCUAUGCGGGUAGCAUUUCCAGCUGGGCCCAAGCGACAGGCGCGGCGUCGAGCGUCACGACACCACUGGACAGUCUCGGAGGAGAGCCGCAUUUUCCCGGCAUGAAGUCGACGGGCACGAGCAGCUUGCACGUGCCGCGCGGCAGGGCGCAAGACUCUUUGCGGAGCGGUUCGGAAACGCCUCAGGAGAGCGCCGGUCUGGAGACUGGAACGUCGCAGGAACGCUUUUUUGGGGAGGAUCCUGAUGCAUGUAUACCGAGUUCCCAGAAGCACGAGGAGGCCGCAACCUACGCGGAUUUGGCGUACGAUAGGGAGAAUGAGGAGAGGCGUCGGCUUGCUAGGCCUCAAGACGAUGGUCUCUGA